Chrysoperla carnea is the source of this 1920-nucleotide messenger RNA. RefSeq names its product hydroxymethylglutaryl-CoA synthase 1. The record is from RefSeq and is a predicted model, not a curated record. Gene Ontology annotation, biological process: acetyl-CoA metabolic process. The coding region runs from base 486 to 1883 and encodes 465 amino acids. The transcript has a single exon. Gene Ontology annotation, molecular function: hydroxymethylglutaryl-CoA synthase activity. Lineage: Eukaryota; Metazoa; Arthropoda; Insecta; Neuroptera; Chrysopidae.
AAACUAUUUGUCGCGAACGUAGGUAGAAAAAGUUUUGUGUGACUUGACUACUUAGUUGUGAAUUAUAAGUGAUUAGAUAAUCAAAAGAAAAUAUGAAUUUUACUUUCAAUUUGAACAAUAAUUUGAAAGUGAAAAAGUAUGAGAGUAAAAAAAAUAUAUGGUAACAACCUAUUGACGAGAUAGCUGAUAGCGAUAGAAAUGAAGAGGACACAGCACAGCUGGGUGAUUGGUAUUCUUGAUACGAUCCGCGUCACGGUGACUCGGUGACAUACUUGUCUUGUUACGAAGUAGUGGUGGCCAAUAGAUCGAACAACGGAAGUUUUUUAUUAAUAAAAAAAUACUAAGUCUACAACUCAACUCAACUCAACUCAGUUUAAAUGAAUUCAAACCUUCAAAGUAUUUAGACGUCAGACAAGACAAGUGUGUUCUGUGUUGUUGAACUUCUAACAAUAAGUGUUGUACAAUUCAAAUUCAACUGUAAAACAAUGGAAACUUGGCCAAAAGACGUUGGAAUACUUGCCAUCGAGUUAAUAUUCCCAUCAAUUUAUGUGGAUCAAACCGAUUUAGAGAAAUACGAUGGUGUUUCUACCGGUAAAUAUACAAUCGGUUUAGGACAAUCACGUAUGGGAUUCUGUUCGGAUCGUGAAGAUAUUCAUUCAUUGUGUUUAACGGUUGUGCAUAAGUUAAUCGAAAAGUAUGGCAUUAAAUAUUCAGAAAUUGGACGUUUAGAGGUUGGAACAGAAACAAUUGUUGAUAAAUCGAAAAGUGUUAAAAGUGUCUUAAUGAGUUUAUUUGAACCGCACGGUUGUACGGAUCUAGAAGGUAUUGAUACAACAAAUGCAUGUUAUGGUGGAACUGCAGCGUUAUUUAAUGCAAUCCAAUGGGUUGAAUCAUCUUUUUGGGAUGGACGUUAUGCGUUAGUUGUUGCUGGAGAUAUUGCUGUAUACGCAAAAGGAUCUGCACGUCCAACUGGUGGAGCUGGAGCUGUUGCCAUGUUAAUCGGUCCAAAUGCACCGAUUGUUUUCGAUCGUGGUUUACGAUCAACAUACAUGAAACAUGCUUAUGAUUUUUAUAAACCGGAUUUAUCAUCUGAAUAUCCGGUUGUCGAUGGUAAACUAUCGAUUCAAUGUUAUUUGAGUGCUUUAGAUCAUUGUUAUCAAGGAUAUUGUAAAAAGGUUUCGAAAUUAACUCAAACUUCUCAAGUUGAUAUUAAUUUCUUGGAUGCUAUGUUAUUCCAUUCGCCAUAUUGUAAGUUAGUCCAGAAAUCAUUUGGACGUCUAAUGUUAAACGAUUUUGUACGUUGUCCAAAGGAUUCAAUCCCAACGAAAUAUCCAGGACUUGAGAAAUAUGCAAACGUUAAAUUAAAUGAAACAUACUUUGAUCGGGAUAUUGAGAAAAUCUUUUUGGGUUUAAGUAAGGAUUUAUUUGAAAAGAAAACGCGUGAAUCCCUUUUAUUAGCGAGUGAAGUUGGGAACAUGUACACGGCGUCCGUGUAUAGUAGUUUAGUUUCGUUGUUAAUUAAUAAACCGAUCACGGAAUUAGCUGGAAUGCGAGUAGGAUUAUUUUCAUAUGGUUCUGGACUUGCAUCCACUAUGUAUUCGAUUACAUUGUCAAAAGAUAUAACAGAAAAUUCUAAGUUAUGUAAAAUUAUUGAUAAUUUAACAUCGAUUAAAGUUCAAUUAAAUAAACGUGUUUGUAUUACACCAGAAUCAUUUACCAAAAUUUUAGAAGUACGUGAAUUAAAUAAUCAUGCUGCUCCAUACACUCCUGUGGGUUCAAUUGAACAUUUAUUCCCCGGAACGUACUAUUUGAAACAAGUGGAUGAGUUACAUCGUAGAAGCUAUGAACGUGUUCAUGGUGUAGUUUCUAAUGGAAAUAUUUAGUAUUUUUUUUUAUUUUUUAUUUAGAAAGUUAUUUUCA